GGCUAUUUCCCUGCACAUGGGGUGUGUGUUCUGUGGACGAUCCUGCAGCAAGUCUAUGAUAGCAGGAGGUUACAGCGAACAAGCUGGAGUCUCGGUGAAGACACAUCACCCAGUGAUUCAGAGGGACUGGGAUUUACUUGCUUUUGAAAUGGAAGAGGAGGAUUUGUUUCAGACCGAACAUGUCUUGACUGCCAGUGAGGAUGAGGACGACAGCGAUGAUGAGAGGAAGCACCAAAAACUACUGGAGGCAAUUAGCUCCCUGAGUGGCAAGAAAAAGAAGAAGUUGGCAGAGAGGACAGAGGCCAGCUUGCAGGUGUCAGAAUUCACUGUCAGUUCAGAAGGUGCUAAUGAGAAGAUUGAGCUAUCAGAUCUGCUGGGAACCAUUCAACCAUCCUCUUCCUCACUGAGCUCUGUGAAAAAACAGCUCAAGAUAUUUGAGAAGACAAACAAAACCCUAGACUUACCUCUCAGUAAACAGCAAAGUGAAAAGAUUCAAAGAUCGUUGGCAUAUGAGAAAACGUCAAAGGAGGUUGCAAAAUGGAAUCGUACUGUGCUACAGAACCGGAAAGCGGAGCAGCUCACCUUUCCAUUAAAUGAGGAACCAGUUACUGUCAAACCAGUGGAAGAAAUAAUAGCAGGCUGGAAGGCACGGACUCCCUUGGAACAGGAGAUUUUUAAUUUGCUUCACAAGAACAAGCAGCCCCUGGCUGUGCCUAUACUGACAGCUGCAGAACAGGCUUCCCUUCGAGCUAUGAGUCUGGAGGAGGCAAAAGAACGUCGAGCUGAGCUGCAGAAAGCAAGGGUCCUUCAAUCAUACUAUGAAGCCAGAGCGAAAAGAGCAAAGAAAAUCAAGAGCAAAAAAUUCCACAAAGUGAUGAAGAAGGUUAAGCAGAAGGAGAUUUUGAAGCAGUUUGAAGAACUCAGGAAGACCAAUCCUGAGGCAGCUCUUGAAGAACUGAAUAAGAUGGAGCAAACACGAAUGGAGGAACGAAUGACACUUCGGCAUCAAAACAGUGGAAAAUGGGCCAAAUCUAAAGUUGUCAUGGCAAAAUAUGACACUGAGGCUCGCAAUGCAAUCCAGAAGCAGCUGGAGAAGAACAAAAUGCUUACAACAAAAUUGUUAGUUCCAUCGGAGAGUGAGGAAGAAGCUGAAGCCGAGGUGGACAUGGGUGAUACUGUUCCAGGUUUUGUGAAUGAUGUUGAGACAAAUAUGGUAGCCAAUCCUUGGAUGUUGGGAAGAUUGAGUACUGAUGCUCAGAGUUUUGAAGCCCAAGAAAGGGAGAUUGCCACUCUUGUAAAGGUUGAUGGAAAUGAAGAAUCAGAUGAUGGGGAGAAACUGUCAGAAGAUGAGGCUCUGCUGCAGGAGUUUGAGGAACGGCGGAGAACACGCAGAGAAUAUGAUGGUGAGCUGGCUGGAUCACCUGUUAUUGUAGAUGAGAACAAGGAUGAAGAAAAUGUGAAAAAUAAUGAUGAAGAAAAAGAAAGCACUGUCCCUGAUGACCAAGGUGAGAAGGAAGAGCAUCUUGAACAAGACCUGAAUGAGUUUAAUCAUCUUUUUCAGAAAUUGAUUCAGAAUAAAUCGGAACCUACAUCAAGAAACCCUAAAAAAUAUCAAAGGAAAAAUAAGAAAAUGAGAACUAAGAAAAACAAGGAGGCUGUAGAGAUGUCAGAAGAGCGAGAAGAGCCAAUACUAGAUGAACAGCUAGAGCGCAAAAGGACAAUGGAAGAGUAUGAGACUUUGGGUCAGGAUGAAGGCCUUGACCUUAGUGAGGCCUCAGUCUUGGAUAGACAACAAAUCAUUGGAGAUGCAAUAGAUUCAGAAAAUAAAUCCAACGCUAAAACUGAAGUAAAAAAGAACCAGCUCAUCAAUCCUAAGAAUGUGUUGAUGGUUGCAUCCAAAAGCAUUGAAAUGCCUUUGGUUCCAACAGCAAUAAAAGAGGAGAAUGAGGAACAAGAGGACCAGCGCAUGGUCAUCCAGGAGGCCUUUGCAUCAGAUGAUGUCAUUGAUGAAUUCAUAAAAGACAAGCAGAGGCAGAUUGAUGCUGGCAAACCAAAAGACAUUGACUUAACCUUGCCAGGGUGGGGUGAGUGGGCAGGACAAGGUCUUCAACCAAGCGCAAAAAAGAGAAGAAGAUUCCGCAUUAAAGCUGCCCCGCCUCUGCCUAGGAAGGAUCAAAAUUUGCCUAAUGUCAUAAUCAGUGAAAAACGAGACAUUGGCGUUGCAGCACACCAGGUAAAUGAACUACCUUUCCCAUUUUCCCAUCGGAAUCAGUUUGAGAAAAGUAUCUGUGCCCCCAUUGGGAAUACGUGGAAUACUGAGAGAGCAACGCAGAAAUUGACUAUGCCAAAAAUUGUGACAAAAAUGGGAGCAAUAAUUGAGCCAAUCUCGGAGGAUGAUUUACUUCAAGAUAAGAAGAAAAGUGCAAAGGCAAAAGUGGGACAGAAUCCUCAUAAACACAGAAAAGUACAGCAGAAGAAACCACCUCACUAAUGUCAAAAAACAUUGCUUAUACCACAAAGCUACUAACUUUUGGAGUGUCCAGCAGAUCCUUGACCUGUUAUGUAAUAAUGGAUUUUUGUCAUUCCCUUGCAGAGGCAGAGUGUGUGUUAAUCAAUUCUGCCAACCAGGCCAGAUUUUUGUCCCACCUUGACUGUACCACAAUGUGCUGAGGUGCCCUCUGACCAUCACAUUUUUGUAGAAUGAAGAAGAAAUCAAAACUGUUGUCACAUAUUGCGAUACAACUAGCAUUUGCAGAGUUUAUAUCUUAUGAAUCGUGAGCGAGAAUUGCAGCUCAUUUGUGAUUCUGUUGCAAAUGAAACUCUUGACUGCACUAAUCCAGGCAAGGGCAAGGCUCUCCUGGAUAGAUUACGUAAUUUGUAAACUGUGAGGCAUAAGAUUUGGAUACUGAAAGGAACAGUAUUCCUUAACAAAAACUGCAGUAAUAUAAUGUGUAGUUUAAACUAUUACUAGAGAAGAGAUGGAGAGGAAUGGAUGUUGCAAGGUAAACAUGAAUAAAAUACUCCUGCUAAUGAAAAA
Messenger RNA from Carcharodon carcharias (great white shark), 3037 nucleotides. RefSeq lists its product as uncharacterized. The coding region runs from base 17 to 2491 and encodes 824 amino acids. The record is from RefSeq and is a predicted model, not a curated record. Gene Ontology annotation, biological process: rRNA processing. Gene Ontology annotation, cellular component: nucleolus; small-subunit processome. NCBI's taxonomy places the organism in Eukaryota, Metazoa, Chordata, Chondrichthyes, Lamniformes, Lamnidae. The transcript has 14 exons.